ACGCAAUGUAGUAGAAUUAGAAUGAUUAAAUAAAUGAUUUAAAUAGUUAUAAAGUAUAGAUAGGCAAGAGUCUAAUCUUAAGACCUGGAGGAAAUAUGUAAAUAUACUUAAUUCCCUAGUUUUAUUAUACCCACAAUAUUUGAUAACAAUCUAUGUCAAUUUUAUGAAUGCAAGAUCUAUAUUAAUCAAUAUAACUAUAUUUCUAUUCCUUCUAAUUUUGAAAGCUAUCAACAAAAUAUUGAAUAUACAGGAUUUAUAGAUAAAGUCACUUUUUUACCUCAUGGAUAAGGAGAAUUAAAUAUGAAUAAUUUUAUUCGAUUUAGUGGUUAAUUUUUAGAAGGAUUAGCAGAUAAUAUAUGUGUAGUUGAAGAAGUUAGUGGAAUCAAGAAAUAAUAUACUUAUCGUUGUGGUUAAAAACACGGUCCAUUUUUUGAAAAAAAUGAAAAUUAUGAAACUCUAGGAUACUAUGAGAACAAUUUAUUGUAAGGAGAAUUAAUUUGUAAAGAUAAUUAAGGAGUAAUACAAUCUUAAAAAUUUUAUCAUAAUAAUAUUUAAGUUAAUUAUAAUACUUAAGAAUAUUCAAAUUAAAUUUAAUAAAACACUUCCCGAUAUUUAUUUUUUCAUAAAGAUUAUUCAAUAAAUAAUUAUCUAUUUCUAGGUUUAAAUGAUGGAAAUUGGUUAAAUCAAUUAUUAAUUGAUUAUUAUUUAGAAUUAGUUCAAGAUUAUUAUAGAUGUAUCUAUACUGACUAAGAAAUACUUCUGAUAAAUACGAUUAUGAGUUAAGAUAUAUUUUCCAGUUAAAUUAGUAACUUUAGCAUAGGAUUGAAUAAAACAGAAAAAAUUGAGGAAUUAUUAAAAUAAAAAUAUAAUAGAAUCACUAUAAUAUUGAAUGCUGAUAGAUCUCAUUUCAUAACAUUAGUAUUUUAGAAUAAUGCACUUUAUUUACUCAAUUCCAUGAAUUUUAUUAAUGAUCAAGAUAUUUUGAAUAAAGUAGCGUAAAUGUUUAAUAAGCCUGAGUAAUAAAUUAAGACAAUAAUUUUAAAUGUUCCACAAUAAUAAAAUUGUUAUGAUUGUGGUUUGUAUUCUAUUUUUAAUGUUCUCUUACAAUAUUAAAAUAUUGACAAAUCUGUUGGAGAGAUUGAUUACAAUAUUACGACACCAUAAAAAAUAACAUUUUUAAGGUAGCAUAUAAGAAAUGUUUUAAUUAAUGAUUAUUCACAUAUAAUUCCUAUUUAUAAAUGA
Messenger RNA from Paramecium sonneborni, 1242 nucleotides. Lineage: Eukaryota; Ciliophora; Oligohymenophorea; Peniculida; Parameciidae. The record is from the annotation of a GenBank genome assembly.